AUGGCAGACACAGUCUCCACAGGCCGCAUCACCAAACGGCACAAGCAACGCCCAAGCAAGACCGGCCAUAAACUGCCUUCACUCCCUUCAGAUGCCCAGAUCACAAAACGUCCUCUCCUCCGCCCAGCAAUUCCGUCGCCCUACUCCGGUCCUUCCCAACAGAAGAUUGUCUACAUAUCCGCCAAGACACCCUUCAUGUCCGCAGUGAAACGCGCAGAGAAACUUUUACAUCUAAGCGAUAAGAGGCUGGUACAAUCAGCGACGCAGCUGAGUAAGGAUGCGCGGAACAAGAAGCGAAGGUGGGAGAGACGGGAGGAUGAAGAUGAGAUCAGGGAGGAAGUUGUGUUGAAAGGAACAGGAAAGGCGAUUGGCAAGGUGAUGGAAUUGGGGCUGUGGUUUCAGCAGAGAGAUGCGGAGUAUCACGUGAGAUUGAAGACGGGGAGUGUGUUCGCUGUAGAGGAUGUGCAGUAUGAGGAGGAGGCCGAAAAGCACGCUAGUGCUGGCGCUCAGGUGACAGAAGAUGUCGUGCAGGCGGCUUCAUCAUAUGAAAUCAAGCAGGCUGUAGCAAAGCCGAUGUCAAAGGUCAUGAAGCGAGAGGAGCACGAGGCCGAGAAUGGGAAAAAGGAAAUCAGUGAGACUCGCAUCAGACAGCUAAGUGUGCUGGAAGUCUACAUUAGCCUGCGGUGAGGUAUCUAGACUUUGAGAUCGUGGAAGAUGCACUACAUUGUCUUUUUUUGUCUCUUGGCUGCGAUCGUUGAAGGAGUACUCGUCUGGAGCGAUGCGCUGGCUGUUCAGAAAUAGGAUUACCGGGUCACCGUGUGUACUCUGAGAGAGGCCUAUUCUCUUUGUCGUGGCCCCACUGUCAAGACUGCCUGUAGCAUCAUUCAACGGCUUUCCUCGCGCGACGGACACACAGUCAACGGUUUUUCUCAGACUGGAAGAGACGAGAAGAGACUUCAGCGAGGCAUGAUUGAGGAUGGCCGAGUCCAUGUACCUUAGGAACGGUGCGGCACAGCUUGUAUGCGGUAAGCAAGAACCUGAAAGAGCCGGCCGAAUCUAGACGCGAUGUAGUGGAUUAGGGGACGACCCGCUACUUAAGCCUCAGUCGCUGUCGCGCGGGGCUGAUGAGGGGGAAGCCAUCACCGACGCGUCACGGUGAGGAUCAUACCUUCCGCACGGGUGAGG
Messenger RNA from Sphaerulina musiva SO2202, 1185 nucleotides. RefSeq lists its product as uncharacterized. Gene Ontology annotation, biological process: intronic box C/D snoRNA processing; rRNA processing; nuclear-transcribed mRNA catabolic process, RNase MRP-dependent. The transcript has 2 exons. NCBI's taxonomy places the organism in Eukaryota, Fungi, Ascomycota, Dothideomycetes, Mycosphaerellales, Mycosphaerellaceae. The record is from RefSeq and is a predicted model, not a curated record. The coding region runs from base 1 to 687 and encodes 228 amino acids. Gene Ontology annotation, cellular component: ribonuclease MRP complex; nucleolar ribonuclease P complex. Gene Ontology annotation, molecular function: RNA binding.